Odobenus rosmarus divergens (Pacific walrus) is the source of this 1200-nucleotide messenger RNA. RefSeq names its product nudix (nucleoside diphosphate linked moiety X)-type motif 6 (gene NUDT6). The record is from RefSeq and is a predicted model, not a curated record. The transcript is spliced from 5 exons. Bases 472 to 915 code for a protein of 147 amino acids. Lineage: Eukaryota; Metazoa; Chordata; Mammalia; Carnivora; Odobenidae. Gene Ontology annotation, molecular function: NADH pyrophosphatase activity; NAD binding; ADP-ribose diphosphatase activity.
GCAGUGCUCUUGCGGACCUGCAGCGCAAGGCUCUUGGGGCACCACGGGGCUUCCGGCGGUCCGGGUUGCAGGUGGAACCCUCCUGUCGGAGCGGAAGAACUGCGGGGAGAGCUGGACAGAUUCGGGGGCGUCUCAGUGCGCCUUCCGCGGCUCGGCGCGCUGGAUCGCCUGGACGCCGCCUCAUUCCAGAGGGACUUGCAGGCUGCAAUACAACAAUGGAGAUCAGAAGGUAGGAUAGCGGUAUGGCUGCAUAUUCCCAUCCUCCAAAGCCGAUUUAUUGCCCCUGCUGCUUCCCUGGGUUUCCGCUUUCACCAUGCAGAAUCGGAUUCAUCCACGCUGACACUGUGGCUGGGAGAGGGACCCAGCAGAUUACCAGGAUAUGCUACACAUCAAGUAGGAGUUGCAGGAGCUGUAUUUGAUGAAAAUACUAGGAAAAUAUUGGUUGUACAAGAUCGAAAUAAAUUGAAGAAUAUGUGGAAGUUUCCAGGGGGCCUGUCAGAGCCUGGAGAAGAUAUUGGAGACACAGCAGUUCGAGAAGUUUUUGAAGAGACUGGUAUAAAAUCAGAAUUCAGGUCCCUCCUGAGCAUUCGGCAACAGCACACCGAUCCCAGAGCUUUUGGGAAAUCAGAUAUGUUUAUCAUCUGUCGCUUAAAGCCACAUUCAUUUACCAUAAAUUUUUGCCAGCAUGAAUGCUUAAGGUGUGAAUGGAUGGAUCUCAAUGACCUGGUCAAGACUGAAAAUACAACUCCCAUCACCAGCAGAGUUGCUAGGCUGCUGCUCUAUGGGUACAGAGAAGGAUUUGACAAGAUUGAUUUCACCGUGGAAGAACUUCCGGCAGUUUACAAAGGCUUGUUCUAUAAACUCUAUCACAAGGAACUGCCAGACAAUUACAGAACUAUGACAGGAAUGGAUUAAAUCCUUAUUUGCAUGUUUUAAAAAAUUUUAAGUAAAUUGUACAUGGAGAAUAAUGUGUGCCAUAUUAUAAAAAGUAGUGGACAUUUGGGGUUAACUAAAUAUCUGACUUUAAUUUUCUAGUGUGUAUAAUUUUCAUGAAGAAAACUUGUUUGACGAAAACUUGCAAAUUUAUAAGCCUCUUUUCAAAUGAAGCAAAUGUAUGAAAAAGAUUGUAGCUCUAUGUAAGCUUCACUGGAUAAAGGCAAAUGCAAUACAAAAGGUGGAAGUCUAUACAUUUUCCAGGAA